AAUCAGCAUUCCCCCAAACUGAUCAAAACGUUCAUGAAGCGAAAGCAUCAAUACAUGGAGCGUACCAUAUUUUUAAAAUGAUAGAGAUUUUUAAGGACCACCCCGUCCUCACCGGACUAGCAGUCUGUGCAGCAUGAGUCGCAGCCUUUUAUUACAGAACAACAUCCAGUGUCGAGAGUGAUGGUCAAGGAGAAGAGACCAAGAAAAAAGUACCCGUCGCGGUACAAGACGCCGUUGAAGAUGAUUCCGCCGGGCUUUUGCAAGCGGAGAAGUCUUCACAAUGUCAUGAGCUGGUUAUUUACAAAGCCUGUUCUUGGGAGCUUUUGCUGCCCAGCUACAAACAAGUGUACUCAGAGCUUCACCCCCGGAACCUGCUUAAGAUCUUCAUCAAGCCACGACUGCUGAUGCCAAUUGUAGCCUUUCCCGUGGCUGCUCCAAGGCAAGCAAUCGUUGUCUUUGGGUGUCCCGCUCCCACCGUCGUGCUGGGGGAUAUCCUGUACCUGGUGUCAGCGGUUACCUUCGCCGCUCUUAUAUGUUUUGUUAUCAACUUUGUCAUGAAGAUGCAUAUCCAGUCGAAGGUGAAAUCACUCCAGGGAGGCCGUCUUGCCAGCAUCACCGAGGUGCACCAGAUCCAAGAGGAGACUGGUGCUUGUCUAUCUAUUGCGUCGACAGUAUGCCGACAAAGUGAUGCUUUCGUAACCACCGAGUUGAACGUGCAGCCUUCCUCGCCAGUAAAGUACAAGGGGAUUGCAUCCUCUACAGGACUCAAGGAGCUCCGCCUGUUUGACCUGGGUACAUCAUGGGACACACAAAGCCUCCAGAGACUUGCGGCUUGUGCAUCGCGCCAGGGGCGUCGAGUCACACUCCAUCCCUCACUCGCCAAGUCUUUGACCGGGUUGAUGAGACCCCUCAGCUUAAAGCUUGAGCAAAUAGAGCCUCUUACAUUGUCAGCUAAACGACCUGUGUUGGUUUCUUUUAAUGGAAGACAUGCAAUCUUUCGACGUCGCGUCAAGGUUCAUCUGAUGGAUUACUGCGCAACAGAACCAGACCACAUGUCAGCGCUCCUAUCCUGUCAGCCAGGUGUCACAUGGUGAGCAUGAGUGGAUGGUAGCAGAGAUAUCUGAGCACCUUGAGGCUUACACAAUCAGUGUUACCACUAGGCCUUGGCAACUAGGCCUUGAGGGACUUGACAAGGGUUUCACGGAUACAACCGCCCGCCCUCUCUCGAUGUCUAAAUUUGGUUUUGUGAA
Molecule: messenger RNA, 1250 nt
Organism: Nematostella vectensis (starlet sea anemone)
Lineage: Eukaryota; Metazoa; Cnidaria; Anthozoa; Actiniaria; Edwardsiidae
Exons: 6
Coding region: 405-1094 (229 amino acids)
Source: RefSeq, a predicted model, not a curated record